UUUUGCCUGUACUAAAUCUUAUAUUACAGGCUACAGUAUUCUUCUACUUUCUCUAAGAGUCUGAGGUCUUUCUUGAAUUCCAAAACAACUAUAGCUAGAUCCAGUCAGCUAGAAUAGCCAUCCAAAUAGUUAAUUGAUUUCUUUAUAUCGCACCCCUGAGCCAUGCGGUUGUCAGCCACUUAAAGAUUAAACAAUAUUCAUACUCUGUCUCAAGUACCGGUGGAACAAAACUGCUAUGUGUACUGAUACCCAACCCAGAGCGCAGCGUUGGUUGGACUCCGCCCAACUAGCUUGCUACAUGCAAAUGACAAUAGCUUCAUUAAUUGUACUUUUAAAAUUUAUACCCUCCUCUAGACCUAUCUAGUUGUUGUACAACUUUGUACAACUUAUACUCAUCUCCUUUGUAGUUGAUAUUAAUGUACUUAAUUUUACCCCCUUCUCCUCUUUAGUUGCUACGGCAGCCAUUUAUUAAUAACUCAAAUCAGCCGAGUGAGCAGCUCCUAGGAGGGGAGGUGUCACCACAAGAACAGGACGAAGACAAGGCAAUGGGGCAGGAGAUGGUUGUCACUCCAAUCCCUGCGACUGGGGACACUAGUGAGAGCCAGUCGUACAGUAGUGCAGAGUCACAGCGGCUGGUACAAGGUUACAGCAGCAAGGAGAGUGUUGAGAAGCUGGAGGUGGUAGUCAAGAAACUACAGGAAGAGCUCAAGAAACAGACGGAUUUUAUACAAGAGCUGAGACAAGAUAACCAUAUUCCAGCCACUCAGAGUGAUCCAGGCCCCCUCUCCCCCACCGAGACCGAGUGCACAUUCUCGUUCCUAAGUGGAGAGGCUAACCCCCAACACGACGAAACCAUCCGGUUUGUCCCCAGUCCCACUUGGCCACCAUCACAGCUAGAGCACCAGAACUCUGUAGACUAGCUAGCGCUAACUAUACGAAACAUUUCUUUCUUCAAUCAUGUUAUAAUUAUUAUUGCCCAUAAAUUCUUAUUUACUUUUCUAAUUAUGUGAAGACCCUUGUCA
Messenger RNA from Halichondria panicea, 1022 nucleotides. RefSeq lists its product as uncharacterized. Bases 546 to 920 code for a protein of 124 amino acids. The record is from RefSeq and is a predicted model, not a curated record. The transcript is spliced from 5 exons. NCBI's taxonomy places the organism in Eukaryota, Metazoa, Porifera, Demospongiae, Suberitida, Halichondriidae.